Messenger RNA from Culex quinquefasciatus (southern house mosquito), 1643 nucleotides. RefSeq names its product organic solute transporter alpha-like protein. The coding region runs from base 525 to 1478 and encodes 317 amino acids. Lineage: Eukaryota; Metazoa; Arthropoda; Insecta; Diptera; Culicidae. Gene Ontology annotation, biological process: transport. The transcript is spliced from 9 exons. Gene Ontology annotation, molecular function: transporter activity. The record is from RefSeq and is a predicted model, not a curated record.
GGUUUGGUAACGAGUCAGUCGAGAGGUAGCUGCCGAGUCGAUCGGGUCAGGUGUUCGCGCGCGCGUUAUACAGUGUCCUACGAAGCGUUCCGGUUGAAUCAGCUGGACUUGAAAAGUGUGUGCUUCGUUGAACAUCGUGCACGUGCAAUACUACCUUCGCGGUUGUUGAGUUGAAUGCAGACAUAGUUGCUGUUUAUGCUGCUGGUAAUACCUGCCCAUGGGAUUGUGUUGUUGUGUGCAGUGAUUCUUCAAGAAGUUCAGUGGCUUUGCUUUGUGGUUGAACGGUUAGGCUCGUCAGCGUUUGUUCUUCAAUGAAUCGUUAAUCCAGUUGGGGGAGGCCUAACCAGCGACCCAGCAGAACCGGUUCUUCAUUACACGAAACCCGGACAGAGGUUGGCGAUAUCUUAGAUUCUGAGCAUUUUUCCAUCAAAAAUCGCCAUAAAUAUGGUUUGAUUGGGAGAGCAACUCGUAACUCAUCGUGAGGAGUGCACGAUCUGAUUGGACGAAAUAUUUCAUCUGGAGUGAUGGCGAUCGAAGAUAUACUUAGCUCGACCGAGUUCGCGGCGAACACAACUGUGGGGGAGGAAUGUCCCAGCCAGUUGCCGACGGUGGUUCAGUACUUAAAUGGACUCGACACGAUACUAACUGUGAUUAUAGGAAUAACGAUCGUGCUAAGCUUGGUAACCUUUGUGAUAUGUGGCAAAAACAUCAGCCAAGUGCUGCGGCACACCCCCAAGAGAUUCAAAACGAAAACCAUCAUCCUGCUGUCUAUAUAUCCGACCGUAACAGCGCUGGCCAUGGUAUCGGUGCUCGUCCCCAAGUCGUACUUUGUGUGCGACACGGUUUCGCAUAUCUACUUCAUGAUCUGCGCCUACAUUUUCUACAGCCUCGUCAUGGCGUACGUCGGCGGCGAGGACGGUUUCAUCAAGUCCAGUGACACGGAAACGUUCAACGUCCGGACGCCACCCUGUUGCUGUUGUGUGCCCUUCCUGAAGCGGUCACCGGUGACCAAAAACAGUUUGCUGUUCACACGUCUCCUGAUUCUUCAACUCCCAAUUAUUCAAAGUAUUCUGUUCUUUGGCCUAAACAUCGUUUUCCUGGAGGACCUUGACAACUUCAACCGCAUCAUUCUCUACUUCGUCCCGUUCAUCGCCGGCUCCAUUCUGCUGGGCGUUUGGGGCCUCAACAUUCUGGUGCGCAUGAUCGCUCCGCUGUACGAGGAGUUCAAAAUUAUGGGCAAAUACGUGGUCCUGCAGGCGGUGCUAAUCCUGUGCAAGAUACAACCGGUCGUCAUCAUGGUGAUCGUGACGUACGUUACGCCGCGAUGUGACUUCCCGCUCGUUUUGCAAGUACAAAAGAAUGCCGUAUUUCAACUGUGUCUGUGCGGAGAAAUGGUUUUCCUUUCGCUGUGGGCCUUCCAGCUGUACAAAACGCCCAGCAACACCCGGCAGCUGCUGGCCAAAUCGGAAAGUACCUAAACUAUCCCAGUAUUUUUGACGGAGAUCUUAAAAAAAACGCAACGAAUGAAUAGCAGCACUAAGCCAAAUCAGUGUCGUACUUAUUGUAAAUGUGAUUAAAUGUGAUACGAAUCUUAUCCAGCGCUAAAUGUGGUGUGAAGAAAUAAAGCAGGCUUCAAAUUGAAA